GCCACGUGAAUAGCGGCACCGGGGACGCGAAGGAACCAGGUCAAAACUAAGGAAAGCGCGUGGACACGCGGAGUGGACUAUCAGAGGUGUCUUCCCCAUCCCCUGCGCUAGACGACCUACUGCUCCGCGGGGAAUACAGUCAACAGAGGCUGGACCGCUCUUUAUGCCCUAACAGUCUCCGGAUUCAAUUUUUAUCUUUUGCACACUGCGUGUGUUUUCCUCGUGUCCUUUUUGGGAUAUACUACACAGUGGUCUUUCCUCCUUGAAGAGGCUGCUUAUAAGUGCCUUAUCGCUUGGCAGUGGCCCUCCAUAGGACCUGUUCCGGCUUUAGAUCCACGCAGGAUUACAGUCCCGUAUCGCCAGCUGCAGCCAUGAGUCAGGCGGACGUUUCCACAUGCUCCGCACCACAGCGUGUUUUUCAGGAGGCGGUGAAGAAGGGCAACACCAAGGAGCUGCAUUCAUUGCUUCAAAACAUGACAAACUGCGAGUUCAAUGUGAACUCGUUCGGGCCCGAGGGCCAGACGGCCCUGCAUCAAUCCGUUAUCGAUGGCAACUUGGAGCUGGUCAAAUUGCUUGUCAAAUUCGGGGCGGACAUCCGGCUGGCCAACAGGGAAGGAUGGAGCGCCUUACACAUCGCCGCAUUCGGGGGUCACCAGGACAUUGUACUAUACCUCAUCACCAAGGCCAAGUACUCGUCUGGCGCCCGGUGAUCUGCUGUCAGGUAAUCAACUAGCAAAAGCAACAAGCAACAGUAGACCACAAACUGCAAGCGGGAUGCAGAAACUGUCUUUACUUCACAGUUGUGCCAAAUGAUCAGAGUAAACACACAGGGCUGCGCAGUUGUCCCUCACUGUAAACCAAACGGGGUCCUGCACACUCCUGGGCCAAACGCACAGCCAGCAGCGUGUUUGGUACUAAAGCUUUCCUCCUGAAUGUCUCCCACAUCGCGUCGUUCACUCUACAGGCUGCUGCUGCUGUGCGACUGGCCGAAGAGCCUCGCAAAUGUCCCAGUUUCUCUCUCCAUCCUCAGUACAGUUGAAUAGUAUCUUUGUGGGGACGCGGGUCUGACCUAUGGCUCCUCAUUGUUAAAACUUCCUAAGUUAUUUUAAAGAAACACGCACUUGAUGUUAAAGCUGUAUGCUGGAAUAUCUGCAAGGGUUGACAUGGAGAAGAGGCAGUGUCUCCGUGGGCAGCCAGGUGUCUGCUUAUCUGAACAACUUUUACUCCAACAUGUGAUCACUUUCAGACGUGUAAUCAUGAACAAUUGACUGUGGUGAAGUACUGUACACAAUAGCUUUACUUUGUGCAUGUUUUAAAGAGACAGUACUGCUGGCGUCCCAUCUUUUCAGGCCAGUGUCAGUGUGACCCUUUUUGCCAAUGGUCAAUGUGUUACUAAAAACAGCUGCUUUCGCUUUGUAUCAUUUGGAAAUUCACUUUAUAAUCUCCUUUCAGUAUUUUAUUAACAUCCUAGUCAUCACUGUGAAAGCAGGCUGGGUUCUUUUAUUUAUGAAGGUACAUUGAGAAGACUUUUUUUGUAAUAUGUCAUGGUUCAUCUGUAAAAAAGUGAAUCUUGGGUGACUCAAGCUGCUGCAGCCUUGUAGUAUAACUGUCCCGUGUGGAGACUCCAUUUAAAGCGCCCCAUACCAACAUAUAGGUUACUCUAUUGCUGAUUCUUAACAAGUGUUUUCUUUUUUUCUCCUUUCCCACUUUUGUUUUGGUUGCCUGUUGCCAGCUACCUCGACUAUAUAGUGUUCCCUUCAUGUCUGUCAUCACUGCUUUCCAUGCAAGGAAUCACAUAAUUGCGCUUUUUAAAUGGAUUUUCUGCUGUCUUCACCCGGAACAGUUUUUUAACACUACAUCCAAACAAAUUCUCAACAUUUCAUAAGCAUACACUGCCAUUCCCAAUGUGCUACCUGUCCUCCAAGAUAUUUUUCAGUAAGACAAAAAGUGGAAUUGUAUCUUUGAAAUGCAGGGAGUUUUAUUGCACACAAAAUGAAGCCCCUGGUGUUGGCCUGGGGUGCUGCAGGCCUUUGGAAUAGUUACGACUACUGAGCAGGACCCUCAUACUGUUGGACUAUGAAGACAAAACAAGAAUCCCACUCAUGACUGUGGCGCGACUUCACUUUGGAAUUUGGUAAACUUGCCUGCUGCAUUUGCUGAAAAGUCAUGACACCCUAACAUUUGUAUCAAUGCUGCUUGUAUGUUUGAUUUUUUUGUUUUGUUUUAAUGUUAUAUUUUAAGCCUACUGCUCAAAAUGGCCAACAGUUUUAUAAAGGCUUCACGGUUGCACAGGUUCACCUCAUGAGAAGUGUGUGGUUUGUUUUGUGAAAUACGUUACAGUGUGUGUGACUGAAUGUGUGAGUGUGGUGAAGCCCUGAGCAGCUGUGGCUCUAGCAGUCAUUCUGACUGACUUUUGAAAAACCUGGAGAGGUAACAAGUGAAGUGAGAUCCACAACAUGGUCGAGAUUGGUAUCAAGCAACAAACAUGAAAUAUGCAUCACUUGUCUUAAACUUGAUGUUUUUUCUUUUUGUUUGAAUAUUGCACUGAUGACUGUUGUUGAAAAGUUGGCUUUUAUGUGUCAACAUUUUUUAUUUUUUCUGAAUAGAAAAAAAACAAACACAACAAGAUACUAUUGUAUGAAUAUAUGCUCCAGGUGAUGUUGUCCUAAUGUCUGUGUUACUUUGUGGAAAAACAUGGUGUUUUUUAACAAAGAUGUGUGUAUUGGGUGUAUGUAUAUAUACAUAUGGAUAUAUAUAUCGCUGAUGAUGAUAUCUUUGGGCACUUUCUUUUUUGAAGUGCUGUCUUCCUAUUAUUGUUGAAAGGGGAAUAAUACAUUUGAUGGUAAGAUCAUUGAUUAAAAAUUGCACGGUUGUGUGGUUGUUUGGCUUUUCAGGGUCAUAACAUUUAUGACGUAUGAAGAAGCCUGCCACCGGAUUGGUGUACAUGAGUGAGAUGACUUUUUUCAAAUUUUAUUUUUAUUUUUGAAUGAGAAAAAGUGUGGAGUUUUAUUUUUUUGGGACCAAAUUGUCUUUCUGGUCUUGCUUCAUUUUAAGUGAGAGGAGAUCACAACUUGAUCCUUAUUUUCUUUUUAUUUGUUUUUUUUAUCCUUUUAUUUUUGAACGUUUGUAACACUGUGAUGAUGACAUCAUGUCAUGUGGAGAUGAGUGCUGUAUUAUUUUUGUACGUUUGUGUACAAGCCAGUAAAGAAAUCAUUAAACCCAUUCUUCAGUCUA
Messenger RNA from Periophthalmus magnuspinnatus, 3234 nucleotides. It is a transcript of the gene nrarpa, whose product is annotated as NOTCH regulated ankyrin repeat protein a. Gene Ontology annotation, molecular function: phosphatase regulator activity; enzyme inhibitor activity; protein binding. Bases 372 to 710 code for a protein of 112 amino acids. The transcript has a single exon. Gene Ontology annotation, cellular component: cytoplasm. The record is from RefSeq and is a predicted model, not a curated record. NCBI's taxonomy places the organism in Eukaryota, Metazoa, Chordata, Actinopteri, Gobiiformes, Gobiidae.